AUGGCUGGGCCAGGCCGCUCCCCGCGCCGGUCAGCCUCUGCGGCCCCCUUUCUGCCCUCACGGGCUCAUGCUUGCCCUCAAAGCCGCGCCCCCGCCGCCGGAGUUAGGGACCCGCCUCAGCCGAGGCCGCCGCCCUCUUUCCCCGGCGUCGGCCAGUCGUUCCGCCGCCGGGAGCGACAGACUCCGCCUCCGGUAAAAGUCCGCUGCGCGCUCCGCCCGGCGAUCGGUCGAGACGUGGGCAGUCCCCUUCUCGCGACGCACGGAACCAAAUCCAGACUGGAGCGCCGCAGACACCUGAGCGGUGCGGCCUGCGCCCGGCCACCGCCUCCGCCUCUGCCUCCGCCUCCUCCUCCUCCUCCUUUUCUUCCCCGGCGGGAGCAGCACCCUUCCCUCAACUUCCUUGCUCCGGCCCCACUUGCACCGCCUGCCUGGCUCAUGAAUAUUUAUACGGCGCGGACUCGGUCUCCGCCCAAGGCCGCGUGCGCCAAUGGCCGGGCCAGGGCGGGGCCCACGCGCUCCGAAGGCUCAGCCUUCCUUAAGGCAGCCGGGAGCGCCCGCAGGGCUGAACGCGCGUUCUGCGGCUGGAGAGUUAGGAAGAAAGCUUUGGUGAUGUGGAAUGUGGAAAGUUUUGUCCCUGUGUUCCAGAGCUGUCCUGCUCGAGACUGUGCGUUUGAAUGGGAUGAUGGGGAGGAAAGAGGGAGGAAGUUCAUCAGUGGAGGACCACAGAACUGGCAUUAGGAGUGAACAAGAGGUGGUGCCAGUCUUGUCUGCCUAGCUUCUCGUGUGGGCAGGUAACCUAUAGCCUCUCGGAGCUUCACCUCCUCUUGCUUCCAGUACGGAACGGCUCCUAUGAGUCCCUCAUAGGUCGUGAGGAUGCUAGAAGGCACCAAGCAAAAUGUCUGACUUUGAUACAUGAAUUGAGCUUCAUAAGUUUAUUCUUAAUGUACCAAGUUAUAGGAAGUAUAUCUUUGACCACAAAAAUGACCACUGAGUGAAGUUGUCCUGAUCUUUAACUUAAACCUUUAAAAAAUGGUACUAAGAUCUCUUUUACACCUCAUUCAUAAAUUUAAUAAAUAUUUAU
Messenger RNA from Manis javanica (Malayan pangolin), 1081 nucleotides. RefSeq lists its product as uncharacterized. The record is from RefSeq and is a predicted model, not a curated record. NCBI's taxonomy places the organism in Eukaryota, Metazoa, Chordata, Mammalia, Pholidota, Manidae.